ACAGGGGAUGCCAUGGAGAGCAGCAAGCCUGGUCCACGACAGGUGGUUUUGGUUCACAAAGAGCAGCAUUCCUUUGAGCUAGAUGAGACUGCCUUGGCCAGCAUCCUCUUGCAGGACCACAUCCGAGAUCUUGAUGUUGUGGUGGUGUCAGUGGCUGGUGCCUUCCGGAAGGGCAAGUCCUUCAUUCUGGACUUUAUGCUGCGAUACUUAUAUUCGCAGAGGGAAGAUGGCCAUUCAAAUUGGUUGGGUGACCCAGAAGAACCGUUAACAGGAUUUUCAUGGAGAGGGGGAUCUGAUCCAGAGACCACUGGGAUUCAGAUGUGGAGUGAAGUUUUCACGGUGGAGAAGCCGGGUGGGAAGAAGGUUGCUGUUGUUCUGAUGGAUACCCAGGGGGCAUUUGACAGCCAGUCGACUGUCAAAGACUGUGCCACCAUCUUUGCUCUGAGCACCAUGACUAGUUCUGUGCAGAUUUAUAAUUUGUCUCAGAACAUACAGGAAGAUGAUCUUCAACAGCUGCAGCUCUUCACAGAAUACGGUCGUCUGGCAAUGGAUGAAAUUUUCCAGAAACCUUUCCAGACACUGAUGUUUUUGGUUCGGGACUGGAGUUUUCCUUAUGAAUACAACUAUGGACUUCAAGGAGGAAUGGCAUUUUUGGAUAAACGUUUACAGGUAAAGGAACAUCAGCAUGAAGAAAUUCAGAAUGUUCGAAACCACAUUCAUUCAUGUUUCUCCGACGUCACCUGCUUUCUCUUACCACAUCCCGGACUCCAGGUGGCCACAAGUCCUGAUUUUGAUGGAAAAUUAAAAGAUAUUGCUGGUGAAUUCAAAGAGCUGUUGCAGGUACUGAUACCAUAUGUAUUAAACCCAUCUAAGUUAAUGGAAAAGGAGAUCAAUGGCUCAAAAGUCACCUGUCGGGGACUGCUGGAGUACUUUAAGGCAUAUAUUAAAAUUUAUCAAGGGGAAGAUCUGCCUCACCCCAAGUCCAUGCUUCAGGCCACUGCUGAAGCCAACAAUCUAGCAGCAGCAGCUUCUGCCAAGGACAUUUAUUAUAACAACAUGGAAGAGGUGUGUGGGGGCGAGAAGCCUUAUUUGUCUCCAGACCUUCUAGAGGAGAAGCACUGUGAAUUCAAGCAGCUUGCUCUGGACCACUUUAAGAAGACCAAGAAGAUGGGCGGGAAGGAUUUCAGCUUCCGUUACCAGCAGGAGCUGGAGGAGGAGAUCGGGGAGCUCUACGAGAACUUCUGCAAGCACAACGGCAGCAAGAACGUCUUCAGCACCUUCCGGACGCCGGCAGUGCUGUUCACAGGCAUUGUGGCCUUGUACAUCGCUUCAGGCCUCACUGGCUUCGUCGGUCUCGAGGUCGUGGCCCAGCUGUUCAACUGCAUGGUGGGACUGCUGUUGAUAGCGCUCCUCACCUGGGGGUACAUCAGGUACUCUGGCCAGUACCGUGAGCUGGGUGGCGCUAUUGACUUUGGCGCAGCCUACGUCCUGGAGCAGGCUUCUUCUCAUAUUGGCAAUUCCACUCAGGCUGCGGUUGCCGGGAGACCACCUGUGGAUAAAAAAGCUCAGUAGCAUCUUGACACGAGGAUCCAGCGAGAACUCGGCCGGCCCCUCUGAUUUCUGGGCUUCUGCUGCCGACACAGGUCCACAUCCAGAGGAAUGGCAGAGCUGAGACCCUCCGGGAAGAGCUGGAACCCGGCACCAUAAUAAAUGAACUGGCCCCU
Messenger RNA from Carlito syrichta (Philippine tarsier), 1724 nucleotides. It is a transcript of the gene ATL3, whose product is annotated as atlastin GTPase 3. Lineage: Eukaryota; Metazoa; Chordata; Mammalia; Primates; Tarsiidae. The record is from RefSeq and is a predicted model, not a curated record. Gene Ontology annotation, biological process: endoplasmic reticulum organization; protein homooligomerization. Gene Ontology annotation, molecular function: GTPase activity; GTP binding. The transcript has 12 exons. The coding region runs from base 13 to 1572 and encodes 519 amino acids.